AGAGGCACAGCCCAGGGAGCCGAGCUGGAGGCAGUGCUGAGGCAGAGGGGAGCUGGGUGCAGUGAGUAGCUGGGGAGAGUGAGGGGGGAUCUUGCACAAGGAACCAGUGCAGGGAGACGUCUCCAGCCAAGAGGGCUUGCAGGACUUUUGUGGUUCAUCCCACAGAGCGAUGCCGGUGACCUUCGAGGAGGUGGCUGUGUAUUUCACCCAGGGGCAGGGGGCUCUGCUGGACCCCUCUCAGAGAGCCCUCUACAGGGACGUCAUGCAGCAGAACUAUGAGACGGUGACCUCGCUGGGAUUCCCCAUUCCCAAACCGGACCUGAUCGCCCGGCUGGAACGAGGGGAAGAGCCGUGGGUCUUGGAUCUCCAGAAUGCCAAGGAAAGGGAGAGCCUGAGAGGCACCUGUACAGCAGGUGAUAGGACAGUGAGUGAGAAGAAGGAGAAGAAUCAGCAGCAGGAAGGUCCUGAGAAAGUGAAAUCGCAGGAGAGGUUUUUGAGAAUUGCUGAAGGGAAUUUUUCCCAGUGCUUGGAGCAGGGAAAUGCCUGGGGAGAUAGACACAGAUCAGAGAUGCAACUGGGAAACUAUCCCAUGAAGAAACUGGAUGAAUCCAUUCCAUGUGGUGGAGGAUGCAAGGAUCCCAAGGAAGUCACAGACCAGCAGACAAGUCACAAUAAAGAGAAACCCUACAAAUGUCUUGACUGUGGGAUAAGUUUUAGCAAAAGUUCAUCCCUUAUUCAACAUGGGCGAAUCCAUACGGGAGAGAGACCCUAUAAAUGCAUAGAGUGUGGGAAAGGUUUUACUGAAAGUUCAUCCCUUACUAAACAUGAAAAAAUCCACAGAGGCGAAAGACCAUAUAAAUGCCUUGAGUGUGGGAAAAGUUUCAGUGUGAAAUCAACCCUUAAUACACAUGAGAAAACCCACACGGGAGAAAAACCCCAUAAAUGCUUGGACUGUGGGAAAACGUUUGGUCAGAACUCAUACCUUAUUGAACAUAGGAGAAUCCACACGGGAGAGAGACCAUAUAAAUGCCUUUACUGUGGGAAAACUUUUAGUCAGCGCUCACACAUUAUUAAGCAUCAGCGAAUCCACACGGGUGACAAACCGUAUAAAUGCCUCAAUUGUGGGCAAAGUUUUGUUGACAGAACGAAACUUAAUAAUCAUCUGAGAAUCCACACAGGAGAGAAACCCUAUAAAUGCUUGGACUGUGGGAAAAGCUUCAUUCAGAAGUCACAACUCAUUAUACAUCAGAGAGUGCACACAGGAGAGAGACCGUAUAAAUGCCUUGAGUGUGGGAAAAGUUUUAGUCAGAGCUCAAAGCUUAUUACACAUCAGAGAACCCACACAGGAGAGAGACCUUAUAAAUGCCUUGAGUGUGGGAAAAGUUUUAUGGAAAGUUCAUCCCUUAUUCGACAUGGGCGAAUCCACACAGGAGAAAGAGCCUAUAAAUGUCCUGAGUGUGAGAAAAAUUUUACGGAAAAUCGAUCCCUCAUUAAACAUAGGAGAAUACACACGGGAGAAAGACCCUUUACAUGCCUUGAGUGUGGGAAAGGUUUUAUUGAAAGUUCAUCACUUACUAAACAUGGAAGAAUCCACACAGGAGAAAGACCCUAUAAAUGUCUUGAAUGUGGGAAAAGUUUCAGUGUGAAAUCAGCCCUUAAUAUACAUCAGAAAACCCACACAGGAGAGAAACCCCAUAAAUGCUUGGACUGUGGGAAAACUUUCAGUCAGAUCUCAUACCUUAUUAAACAUGGGAGAACCCACACGGGAGAGAGACCGUAUAAAUGCCUGGACUGUGGGAAAACCUUCAGUCAGCGCUCAUACCUUAUUAAACAUGGGAGAAUCCACACUGGAGAAAGACCCUAUAAAUGCCUUGACUGUGAGAAAGUUUUCAAUGAGCGAUCAGCCCUUAUUAGACAUGAGAGAACUCACAUGGAAGAGAAACCCCAUAAAUGCUUGGACUGUGGGAAAAGCUUCAUUCAGACAUCACAACUUAUUAUACACCAGAGAGUGCACACAGGAGAGAGACCCUUUAAAUGCUGUGAGUGUGGGGAAAGUUUUAUUCAGAACUCAAAGCUUAUUACACAUCAGCAAAUCCACACAGGAGAGAGACCUUAUAAAUGCCUUGAGUGUGGAAAAGGUUUUAGUCAGAGUUCAACGCUUAUUACACAUCAGCGAACCCACACAGGAGAGAAACCCUAUGGAUGCCUUGAGUGUGGGAAAGGUUUUAUUGCAAGUUCAGCCCUUACUAAACAUAGGAGAACUCACACAGGAGAAAGACCCUAUAAAUGCCUUGAGUGUGGGAAAAGUUUCAGUGUGAAAUCAGCCCUUAACAUGCAUCAGAAAACCCACACAGGAGAGAAACUCCAUAUAUGCUUGGACUGUGGGAAAAGUUUUAGUCAGCGCUCAUACCUUACUAAACACAGGAGAAUCCACACGGAAGAGAGACCUUAUAAACACCUUGACUGUGGGGAAAGCUUCAGUAAGAGCUCAGAACUCACAAAACAUGAGAGCAUCCACAAGGGUGAGAGACCCUAAAAACAGCUUGACUGCAGGAAAAGCUUCAAUUUGACUUCACACAUCAGUGACCCACACAACAAUGAGACCUUGAAUCUGGGGGAAGUUUCAUUUUGUGCUCCCGGAGUAUCAGGCAUUUACAAAUCUACAUAGGGUAGAAACCUCUGAGAUGUCCUCAGUGUGGAAAAGAUGCCAAGAGGAACUAACUCCAUACUGUACAUCAGAGACUUCUCUGCACAGCAGAGAAACAGUGCCCUGAUAAAGGGGGACCAUAGUGAAAAAUCCAUUCUCUUGUUCCCACACCCAUCAGGGGCAUUUGGCUCCCAAUUAUCCAGCUGCCCAUUGCAGGAGUGAAGAUAAAGCAGCACCUGAGCAUCUGCUGGUCAGUGACCCUCUGGCUCUGCCUGGUCUCAGCAAACCCCAGGCAGAGGAGGAGAAGCCCCCAUCAGCCCCUCCCCCCUGCUGCAGCCCUGGCUGCUGAGCUGAUGGGCCACAGGUGGGGGAAGGGAGAGAGAGAAACUCCUCCAGCCGCUCCCUCUGCCUGACUGAAGUUCCCCCCCUCUCCCUUCCCCUCCCAGCCAGGAUCCCCCUGCCAUGGAGAUGAGGAGAAGGACACUUGGGCCAGGCCCCCACCUUCAUUCUAGACCCCUGUCCCCAUCCUUCAUCUUCCACCAGCCCCUGGGCUGGGCUCCCCCACUGACCUGGAGCUGUUCCCUGCAGGGGGAGUGUCCCUGGGGGCUGGUAACUCCUCCCCUCCCCAAAUCCCCCAGGGCGAUGGGCUUUGGGGGAUCAACUGUUAAGGGACCAAGGCGAUGGGUUCUGGGGAGGAAACGGGGGAUUGAAUGGCUGGGGCUGGGGGAUAUCGAAUGCUGGGGGUAUCGAGUGUUUGGGGACCCUGGGAUAAGAGGCGAGGGAGAGCACAGGGGUAGAGAGGUGCUGCCUCUCAUCACUCACCCCCUCUGCCCCUUCUCCCUGCCCCCGCUGCAUUCAGACAGCACCAUUAGCAAAGACUGAUUCUCACAGGGCCUUUUGUUGGAAGCCUGGAUUUCCCACCUCUGCUACAGCAGCAUCAGCCUCUGAGAGGGAAGCUGCGCUGCCUAGUGGAUAGAGCUCUGGCCUGGAACUCAGGAGACCUAAGCUCUGUUCCCAACUCUGCCAGCAGCUUGCGGGGUGACCUGAGACAAAUCUGUGCCUUCCAGAGAGGGAAUAAAUGGGGGGUGAUAAUAUCAGCCUCCGAGUGUCUGUUUAGGGCAGGAGAAGUGGUUGGGAUUAGCUAGUGCGUCUCCUUUGUUCCGCCUCCCCUUUUGUAGCCUAGACUGACCCAUAGUGGUUUAUUCCAACCCCUAUUAGCAAAGUGAUCGUUAGAGUCACUAAGUGCCCCCUUUGGAGUGAGAUUGUGUCAUUCCCAUAUAUUAAAUUAGUUUGACAGGUUGUAGCUCAGGUUUAUUGGGGACUUCAAAAGACAAAUAAUCACUUGCCAAAAUAGUCCUUUCUGAUUUUCUUUUCACAUUUCCCUAGGCUCUGUCAUGAGUCUUUCUUGGUCUUUGAACCGUGAAAAUGACCAGUAUCUAUCCGAGAGUCAGAGACUGAAAUGGGGAAGGAAGUGACUGCCUGAUCCCUGCAGAGAUGUGUGAUACAUUCAGGAGUGGGGAGAGUGUGGGUGGACAGGGCCUUGAAAGGGCGCUGUUUGCUUUUGCGAGCCAGAGAGCUGAGUCUGAGAACUGUGAACUCACUGCACAUGUCCCAGAGAGAGAGAGGAAAUGUCUUACAAGUGCUGGGUAAAGUCGUCCUUGAACUCUAAAGGGCUAUCAAUGAUGCUCCAAAAGGAUUGAUGUUGAGAGGAGUCGGCGUCUCCCCAUUGCUGAGAGGAGGAGGCCGGGCAAAUGCCUCUCAUGGAUUGUUAGCGCUUUUCUACCAGCUUUAACUUGUUCCUCUUUCCCUGGGGCGCGUGUGUGGCUGGAGCACCAGUAUGCUGAGCUGGGGCUGAAAUGCACCGUGCCGAGCUGGGCGUUGGAUUGGGGCGGGGGGGGGGGCAGGAUUUAGCUUUUAUUUCUUGCUUUGAAAAGAAUAAAGUAGAAUUUAGUUUCUCAAA
Chrysemys picta bellii (western painted turtle) is the source of this 4607-nucleotide messenger RNA. The record is from RefSeq and is a predicted model, not a curated record. NCBI's taxonomy places the organism in Eukaryota, Metazoa, Chordata, Testudines, Emydidae.